Molecule: messenger RNA, 717 nt
Organism: Guillardia theta CCMP2712
Lineage: Eukaryota; Cryptophyceae; Pyrenomonadales; Geminigeraceae
Exons: 3
Coding region: 1-717 (238 amino acids)
Cellular component (GO): intracellular anatomical structure
Molecular function (GO): pyridoxal phosphate binding
Source: RefSeq, a predicted model, not a curated record
AUGCAGGUUUCGUCGACGUCCGUGGGUGAAAAUCUCAAGGCUGUGAAAGAAAAGAUCAGUACGUGUUGUUCUCAGCACAACCUGGCUCCUCCCAAUCUCGUUGCCGUUAGCAAAUUCCAGCCCGUUGAGACCAUCCUUGAGGCCUACCAAGCUGGCCAGAGAAUGUUCGGAGAGAAUUAUGUACAAGAGAUUGUGUCAAAGGCACCAUCGCUUCCUGAAGACAUUCAAUGGCAUUUCAUUGGAAUGCUGCAGAGCAAUAAAGCAAAGCAGCUCGUCUCUGGGGUGAAAAAUCUCGAAGUCGUUGAAAGUGUCCAUAGUGCGAAGACAGCGACAGCUUUGAACAAUGCUUGCAUGUCUGCAGAACGAAGGUCUCCUCUCAAGAUCUACAUACAGGUCUUGACGUCUGGAGAGGAAAGCAAGUCUGGUUGUCUUCCGGAGGAAGUGAUCGAGAUCGCUCAGCAUGUGAAGAGCCAUUGCCCUGCUCUUGAGCUGAAGGGGUUGAUGACGAUAGGAAAGCUAGGUGAUCCCAACCCCGAGCCUUACUUUGCUCUCUUGCGCGAAUGCAGGAAGAAACUGGCGGAAUCGCUGCAGAUGGAAGAGACCGAUCUGCACCUGAGCAUGGGAAUGUCUGGGGAUUUUGAGAAAGCAAUCGCGGCUGGCAGCACGAGCGUACGUGUUGGCACAAGCAUAUUUGGUGAAAGGCCACCAAAGCAAUAA